GGCGGGGUUCUGGGGGAAGGGCCUAGGCCGGGCCUGCCUUGUUGGGCUCGCCGAGCGCCCGAGCUCGCGUCCCGCCGACGUCCCUGCCCCGGUUUCACCCGCUCCCCGUCCCAAACGGGCCGGGCACGGCGAAGACCCGCCGGAGCCAUGGAGGACGAGGUGGUCCGCAUUGCCAAGAAGAUGGACAAGAUGGUGCAGAAGAAGAACGCGGCUGGAGCAUUGGAUUUGCUGAAGGAGCUUAAGAAUAUUCCCAUGACCCUGGAAUUAUUACAGUCCACAAGAAUUGGAAUGUCAGUAAAUGCUAUUCGCAAGCAGAGUACAGAUGAAGAAGUUACAUCUUUAGCAAAGUCUCUCAUCAAGUCUUGGAAAAAGUUAUUAGAUGGACCAUCAACUGAUAAAGAUCCUGAGGAAAAGAAAAAAGAUACUACAAUUACAUCACAGAAUAGCCCUGAAGCAAGAGAAGAAAGUAGCUCCAGUGGCAAUGUAAGCAGCAGAAAGGAUGAGAGGAAUGCUCGAGAUACUUACGUGUCAUCAUUUCCUCGGGCACCAAGCACUUCCGACUCUGUACGGUUAAAGUGUAGGGAGAUGCUUGCUGCAGCUCUUCGGACAGGAGAUGACUACAUUGCUAUUGGAGCUGAUGAAGAAGAAUUAGGAUCUCAAAUUGAGGAAGCUAUAUAUCAAGAAAUAAGGAAUACAGACAUGAAAUACAAAAAUAGAGUACGAAGUAGAAUAUCAAAUCUUAAGGAUGCGAAGAAUCCAAAUUUAAGGAAAAAUGUGCUGUGUGGUAAUAUCUCUCCUGACUUAUUUGCUAGAAUGACGGCAGAGGAAAUGGCUAGUGAUGAGCUCAAAGAAAUGAGGAAAAACUUGACCAAAGAAGCCAUCAGAGAGCAUCAGAUGGCCAAGACGGGCGGAACCCAGACUGACUUAUUCACAUGUGGCAAAUGUAAAAAGAAGAAUUGUACUUACACACAGGUACAAACUCGUAGUGCUGAUGAACCAAUGACAACAUUUGUUGUCUGCAAUGAAUGUGGAAAUCGAUGGAAGUUCUGUUGAGUUGGAAGAAUUGGGAAAAUGUCUGGACCAUUGAGAAAAUGGAUUUUAUAACUGGCUUUAAAACUAGGCCAAGGAAGUAGUUUUUCUGCAAGUCAGAUUUUUAAAGAAAAUGCAUCCCUUGGGUUAGUCUUUGUUUUUGACACAGUAUCAUCCUUUCUUAAAUGCCUGUAGUUUCAGAUCAAUAAUUAUAUGGUAUCUAUUUCAUUUUUUUUCAUUUUUAUAAGUAAUUGAUAUUAAACUUUUAUCAAUUAAAUUUUUGGCAAUUUAUUUUUACCUUUUUUUCCUUCUUAAAGGAAAAUUACCUUAACUUUUUUACAGUCUGAAACAAACACAGUAGAAAUGUUAUUCUCCUCAGUUAAUACAUAAAUGAAAAUUACAUUUUUCCCCUUAUUGGCAUGUACCUGCAAAUAUUAAAGGAGGAAAGAGGUAAUAUAAUUAUAAGUUAAAUAAAUGUGGUGUAUACUUGACCAGCUUAUCUAAAUUGUACAUAAUAUUUGAACUAGCAUAUGAAAUUGUUUUUAAUUAUUAUAUUCACAAGUCUGGGAUAAUUAGGUAUUAUUUUGCAUUUGUAACUAACCAUGAUCAUUAUUUCUUAUUUCUUGUACAUGUUUAUUUUUCUUAAUGGAUUUUACUUUUGGAAAUACGACUUGGCUUUGUUGGAAUCAGUUCAGUUUUGUUUUAUGUACCUGUUUGAAUUUAUAGUAUUUUAGUUUUGCAGAACACUGCAAUGGCAAAGAAUGAAAGUGUCUAAUUAUUUUCCCCUCAUAGGAAGAUAUACUGGGAAGGAAAUGUUAGCGUUUUAGUAUAGUGUAGUUAUUAUAAAUAGCUCAUAAGUAGAUUUUGAUUUGGAAAUCUCUACUGGCCAAGGAUUAAGUAUAAAGAUUAUAUAAAUCUUUCCAUCUUGAGGUUGAUAGAAAGUAUUUUUGUUCUGAGUCUAAUUAAAGUUGACCUUUUCUGUUAAUUAAUGAGGUUGUUGAACAAACUGAAUAUAUGGGCUAUAAGGCAACUCGUUUUAUAGUACAGAUAUUAGAAUUAGGUUUUACUUUUUGUUUAAGUGUUUACCAUUUAUUCCGUUAGGAAUAAGAAAAAUUGAUUUUCACAUAAAUUCCUUAGUGUAUGCUUGCUCUAGCACAUCUUAAAGGCCACUGUUAACAAAGUCCACAACUUAUCAUGCUAAGUCUAUAUUCUAUCAGACACCUACAGGAAGACCUCAGUACAUACUUUCAUUCCCCUUUGCUCCCAUUUCUCAUUGGAAAUCAAUUUGAUAUAAUACAGAAGGCAACAUUUAAAGGUCCUUGUUAAGACCCCAUAUAUAAGAAUUGGCCCCUGGUUAUCAUUCCAUCUUUACUUUGUCAGUUCACAGAUUAACUUUUUGUUUUAGCAUUUGAAAAGUAAAAUGCAUUUUUGAAAAAAUUGAGUUUUAAGAAGAAUAAAAAUUAAAAUAGUUCCACUUUUAAAUUAAGUGAUGCAUUUUAAAAUUUGUAAUUCAAUAAAGUUUCUUGUUAUUAAAUUGUA
Molecule: messenger RNA, 2568 nt
Organism: Eptesicus fuscus (big brown bat)
Lineage: Eukaryota; Metazoa; Chordata; Mammalia; Chiroptera; Vespertilionidae
Gene: TCEA1
Product: transcription elongation factor A1
Exons: 10
Coding region: 148-1053 (301 amino acids)
Biological process (GO): DNA-templated transcription; transcription elongation by RNA polymerase II; positive regulation of transcription by RNA polymerase II
Cellular component (GO): nucleus
Molecular function (GO): zinc ion binding; nucleic acid binding
Source: RefSeq, a predicted model, not a curated record